AUGUUACUUUCAAGAUACGCAAUCCUCUCAUGGCUCGCCUCAGUGGCGGUGGCUGCCCCGAACCCCCCAGCAGCAGCACCUGCUCAGUGCGAGCCCAAGACCGAGACCAUCGUACACACGGUUCAUGUACCGACAACAGUCCACGAGGUCAAGACGGAGACCGUACACGUCACGGUGCCGGGAGAGAAGGAAGUCGUUCAUGUCACAGUCCCUACCACAAUACAUGAAGUCAAGACCGAGGUCAAACACUUGACACAGACGGAAGUCAAACACGAAAUCAAGACGGAAGUCAAGCAUGUAACCGUCACCGCACCGCCCGAGACGAAAACCGAAGUCAAGCACGAGGUUAAGACUGAGGUGAAGCACGUCACUAUCACCGCUCCUCCGCAGGUAGUCAAGGAGACGAUCACCAAGAAAGAGGAGGUCAAGGUCACUGUUCCGGUACACGUGACACAGACGGUCCCGGUACAUAUCACCCAAACCGAAACUGCGGUGCACACUGUCGUCCAGACUGCGCCUCCCGUUGUCCAUACCGUUGUCGAGACCAAGAAGGAGGAAGUCAAAGUCACGGUUCCGGUGCACAUCACCCAGACCGAGACAGCCAUCCAUACGGUUGUCCAAACGGCGCCUCCCAUUGUUCACACCGUCACUUCCGAGCGCAUCGUCUCUGCGCCUCCCGUUACUCAACAUGUUACCAAGGAGGUUCCUGUUGAGAAGAUUAUCACGCAUGUGGCCACCGUCGUCCAGACUCUGCCGCCUGUCGUUCACACGGUGGUUCAAACCGCACCUCCUCUCGUCCACACAAUCACCCAGGUGGCCACUGAGACCCUCCACAUUACCCUACCCCCUCAAGUCGUCACCUCCGAACGAGUUGUCUCCGCGCCUCCUGUCACUCACGAAAUCACCAAGGAGGUUCCCGUGGAAAAGAUCAUCACUCACACUCUGCCACCCGUUGUUCACACGGUAGUGCAAACUGCUCCGCCUGUCGUUCACACCGUCAUUGAGACCGCUCCGCCUGUCGUCCACACAGUUGUCGAGACAGCUCCUCCUCUCGUCCACACCGUCGUCCAGACCGCUCCUCCUCUCGUCCACACAAUCACCCACGCGGUCACCGAGACGGUCCACGUCACUCUGCCUCCCCAAGUUGUUACCUCUGAGCGAGUUGUCUCUGCUCCUCCCGCUCCUCCCGUGACCCACGAAGUCACCAAGGAGCUGCCGGUUCACGUCACCCAGGUCGUGACCAAGGAGCUCCCGAUCGAGAAGAUCAUCACCCACGUCGCCACAGUCGUCCAGACCCAGCACGCAGUGCAAACCGUCACUCUCCCUCCUCACGUGGUAAAGGAGACAGAGACGGUACACGUCACCCUUCCUCCCCAUGUGGUCAACGAAACCGUUCACGUCACUCUUCCUCCCCACGUCGUCAAGGAAACAGUGCACGUCACCCUGCCUCCUCACGAGGUCAAGGAGACCGUGACGCUCCCGCCGCAUACCGUCCACCAGGUUGUCCAUGUCACGCAAGUAGUCAGCCACUGCGCUACGACCGUGACAGCCGGAGCCGGCCACGCUGCCUCUCCUCCUCCGGCAGCACACCCCAUGCCUCCGCCCGCUCACGAGGCCGCGCCACCGGUCCAUACUAUGGCGCCUCCCCCGGUGCAACAUACCCCGCCACCGGCGGUGCAUACCAUGGCCCCUCCGGCCCAGCACACUACUCCCGCAGCGGCACAACCCGCGCCAUCUGCGCCGCCAGCUCAUCAGAUGCCCCCGGCUCACGUCGCUCCCCCGGCCGAGGCCAUGCCCGCCCAUCCUCCGGCCGAGACACCGGCUGCCCCUCCCGCUCACCAAGCGCCGGCGACUCCUCCCGCACAUGAGGCUCCCGCAGCUGAGAAGCCCGAGAAGAAGCCCGCUGAGAAGCCUGAGGAGAAGCCCGCCGAAAAGCCUGAGGAGGCCGAGAAGCCCGCCGAAGAGAAGAAGCCUGCCGCGGAUAAGCCCGCCGAAGAGAAGCCCGCUGAGCCUGCAAAGCCAAUGAUGAGGUUCAUGCGGCGUAGAAUUUAA
Messenger RNA from Colletotrichum siamense, 2052 nucleotides. It is a transcript of the gene Zan, whose product is annotated as Zonadhesin. The transcript has a single exon. Bases 1 to 2052 code for a protein of 683 amino acids. Lineage: Eukaryota; Fungi; Ascomycota; Sordariomycetes; Glomerellales; Glomerellaceae. The record is from RefSeq and is a predicted model, not a curated record.